CUGAUGUUUUGGCACCUUUUCACAUCCGUGUCCCUGAAGUGAAGCCAAAGCUGGGGGAGCUGAGAGAAAGGAGAGGAAGAUGUGAACAUCCGAGCCAGCUCGCUGUAAUGCAGCUGCUCGCAGAUUAGCCGAGUCAGCAAGACACUCGGUGGGCCUGCUGAAUGAAAAGUAGUUGUCUAUCUGAUUGCCUGUCAUGUUUGUGUCUCUUCUGGUCCAGGAAGUGCACACUCUCGCCAGGACCAUGAGCGAUGAGCUGCCUCUACUGACCACCCUCACAGAGAACGCCACUGAUGUGCCAGUGGCAUCGGCCAGGCCAGAUAACUAUGUGCUGCUGUUGGUGAUGCUGUGUGUUUUCGCUGGAGGAACGUUGGUUCUGCUGUCUGCUCUCCUCAUCUUCUGCCAUCGCUGCUGUCAGAGUGGACGCCGUUACUCGAGGGCCAGCGAUGACUUGGAGAAAACCAACACCACAUAUGUGGAAGAGAGUCAACCUACUCAAGACAUCACCAUUAGGAUGGAAAGCACAGACACACUCUCCACCUCCAGCUGUCACGGCGAAGAGAACACAGAACGCUUCCAGUCCUCUGUGUACACAGGCCGGCGGGUCUCCUUCAACGAGACGGCCAUCUACGAGCAGAGCAAGAAGAACCAGGAGAAAGGCCGAAGGUAUACUCUUACAGAGGGUGAUUUCCAUCACUUGAAGAAGGCUCGUCUGACCCACUUGCACAUUGCGCCUCAAGCACUGAACAUCCUGACCAUCAUGGAGUGUGACUCACCUGAGAACAGCAUCAACCUGCAAGAACAUCGGCAGCACAAACCAUCCCUAUCCAUAUUUCAGCUUGGUGAGGGCACCCUGCCUGAAUCUCAAGUGCCCUGGAGUAGCCAGAGCCCAAGCUGUGCACUGCCUGGAGAUACACUAAACUCUAUUCUGGACACCAGCUUUAUUUCCAGCACUGCUGAAGGAAGCUCUGAACCACCUCGAUCAAGGACCAUUGAGGCAAUGGGAAGUGCUGGAUUAAAGAUGGAAGGCGACCCUGAAUCCUCCCAAGUAGCAGGAGCAUGUGGACCAUCUGGAGGAGGAGGAGGAGGAGGAGGAGGUGGCGCAUCUUCAGGGCAGGGCACCAUGCUGCACUUCCUGUCCCGACUCAGGCGGCACGCGAGUCUGGAGGGAGCCAGCCCCUAUUUCACCAUCAAAAAGUGGAAGCUAGACAGCAGUAACAGAGCAGCCAGUCUGGACAUGAGAGGUUCUCCGCGGAGGCGAGCAUUUCAAAGACAGAGAGCAGCAAGUGAGACUCUGGAACAGGGGGGGGAGGACUUCCAGCAGCCGGGAGCAGGUGGAGGAAGUGAUUUUUUGUUGCGUGUCAAACCCUCUCAGCCACAAGCUGACCCCCCAAGACGACUCUCUGCUGGCUCUUUGGAGUCGUCGACUACAGGCUGUCCACCCCCAACAGGCCCACUCAGGAGGUUAGAAGUAAAGGCUGUUUUGGAAGUAAAUCUAAGGGCUGAAGACAACAGGACUCAAACAGCCCACAAGUUACCAGAAUCCAUCGGGUCUCAAGCGGAGGAAGAAGUAGAGGAGAAUGGAGCUAAUGGAGGGAUUAUACUAGGAGCAGUAGGAGGAGAAGGAACUAGCGCUGAAGGAGCGUCUGAAUUUGGUUUAGUCAACAGACAGGAAAGCCUGGAGCAGCCCAACAUGUACCGGGACAUCUGGAGCCUACGAGCAUCACUGGAACAGUAUGCUUCCUCUGACCUGAGCAGCAAUGACAGAGACUCCACACGCAGUGAUGCUGACAGUGUCUGUUCAUUAGGGGGCCUUGGUGCCUCCAGAACAGGUAUACCCAGUUACCAAUCGCAAGACAUAGAUGAUGAGAUUGAUGGGGAUGGUGAGCUUCCGUAUGAUGAUGUGGUCAGAGAGGUUAGCGGCAGAAGGAAUGGCAGGGAGAGUGUGGAUUCAGAGAGAGGCAGUGACAGUGAGGCUGGAAGCAGGAAGCUUCUGCAAAUGGACAGCGGCUAUGCUUCCAUUGAAGCUCCAUGCAAAGCACCAGAGGAACUACGACUUUUUGGAAGCACGUCUGGUAAGACAGCAUCAGAACGGCGCCGGUUCUUUACAAAUGCUGGCCGCAAGGGGACGGUGUGUGAGAGUUUUGAGACUCGACUGUUCAAGGAGGAGCUGGAGGAUGAAGCUUCAGAAACCAGCAUUAGCACAGAGCCAGAGUGUCCCAGUACCAUAUCCCAGGGGGAACCGAGCGUCUCACUCAGAGACACACCAGAAGUGCAGGCAGAAACCAAACCCAGGCCGCGCUUUCGUCGCAGAGACUACAGCAUCGAUGAGAAGACCGAGGCCCUGUUUAAUGAAUUCUUGCGUCAUGAUCCACAGUUCGACCAGCAGGGUUCACCUUCUCUACGGCACAGACAUCGCUCACGGAUCCACCUGCGCAAGCAGUGGCAACGCACCAAGCAGUACAGUGAUCCCGGAGCUGCUCGCUACUCACCAUCCCUGGAGAGACAGCGCAGUUACGCACUGCGGAGAGGAGACAGCGCCAACUACCCAUUGGACACACGGUACCACAGCACCCUACCACGCAUUGCUAGUGCUGCAGAUGAGGAGGCCAGUGAGGGAGCAGCCAGUGAAGGCACUGAAUCACCCAAAACACAGGGCUCUGGUCCAGCUCCUGAAGAUAACUCCAAUAACAGCAGUAACAACAGUAGUCCUGUGGUAAAGUUACAGGAGGAUUGUCCCACCUUGCUGUUUUCCACCCCCUCAAUAGACAGCACCAUGGUGGACUCUGGGAUACUGAAGGAUUGUGGGAGUGCUGGGCAUCCCACAGAGACACAUAGAUGGUCGGUUAUGGACCCCAAUUCUGUAAAGACAAGUAACAGCCAAUGGAACACAGGCAUUCACAUUCCAGAGAACAGAUAUAACAUGGAUAAGGACCCUAUGGACAAAGGCUACAUGCAUAGUGUACUGGCACCCAGUCCAUCAGAUAAACUGGUGAGCAAUAUAGAUGAACGACUAUACACCAGCCUGAGGAGGACUCAAGGCAGUCAGGAAUGCAUGGUGAGUGUGACCCGCACCUCCCCAGACCGCAGCCAGGACUAA
This is a messenger RNA of Ictalurus furcatus (blue catfish), 3097 nucleotides long. RefSeq names its product voltage-dependent calcium channel beta subunit-associated regulatory protein. Gene Ontology annotation, biological process: negative regulation of voltage-gated calcium channel activity; negative regulation of calcium ion-dependent exocytosis. NCBI's taxonomy places the organism in Eukaryota, Metazoa, Chordata, Actinopteri, Siluriformes, Ictaluridae. The record is from RefSeq and is a predicted model, not a curated record. Gene Ontology annotation, cellular component: plasma membrane; secretory granule. Gene Ontology annotation, molecular function: transmembrane transporter binding. The transcript is spliced from 9 exons. The coding region runs from base 194 to 3097 and encodes 967 amino acids.